Spinacia oleracea (spinach) is the source of this 1071-nucleotide messenger RNA. RefSeq lists its product as uncharacterized. The coding region runs from base 1 to 1071 and encodes 356 amino acids. The transcript has a single exon. The record is from RefSeq and is a predicted model, not a curated record. NCBI's taxonomy places the organism in Eukaryota, Viridiplantae, Streptophyta, Magnoliopsida, Caryophyllales, Amaranthaceae.
AUGCAGACCGCUGACAGAAAGGAUGCCCCCAAGCUGCAAUCAAAGUACGAGACCUACACUCCUCUACUAGAAACAAGGAGCCGAAUCUUUUCCCUAAACCGAGCGGACGCCGGAUGGGAAAAACCCCGAAGGAUGAUCGCUCCCAAGAGAAACCCAAACAAAUGGUGUGAUUUUCACGACGACCAUGGACACUUGACAGAAGAGUGCAUCCAGCUGAAAGACAAUAUAGAAGACCUCAUCCGACAAGGAUACCUGGCCAAGUAUCUCGCAGACCAUAGAGAGGAGAAGAAAACCAAAGAAACCCCCAAGGCGAGACCACAAAUCCAAACCAAAAGCAACUACAGGCAGUAUUCAGAUGGGAAAGGACCAGCCGUCUUCUUAAUCCAUGGAGGAACAAAAUCGACCCAUCAGUGCAAAACACACCUUCGAACGCUGAGACAUCAAGUCAACUUCAGCGUCGUCGCAGACACCCUCCCAGAGAUUCCGACUAUGAUUUUUUCAGCCGAGGAUUGUGUAGGGGUGACCUAUGACCACGAAGACGUACUUGUGGUGUCCAUAGACAUAGCCAACCAUACCGUUCACAGGGUUCUGGUCGAAGGAGGAAGUUCGGCCAAUAUCCUUUUCAGAGGCGCUUUUGACAAACUUAAACUUGACCCCAGGCAGCUAGCCAAAGUCAACUUCCCAGUGAUCGGUUUCAAUGGGUCAUCCGUCGUCCCUGACGGAAAGAUAACUCUUCCCGUAACCAAUGGAAGACGACAGACAGCAAGAAAUAACUUGACUGAGUUCCUAGUAUUUGACGUUCCGACAGUCUACAACGUCAUAGUGGGAAGACCACUGAUCCACAAGGUCAAAGGCAUAACAUCAACCUAUUACCAGAUGAUGCUAUACGUGUCAGACAUCAGAGUUCCCAAGAAACUACGAGGCAAUCAAGCGUCGGCCCGCCAAUGCAAUUAUAACGCAGUCAAAACCCGAAACCAUCAAGGAGACGACCCGGAGGACGAUCCCGCAGAAGACGAAAAUGAGCAAGAUCUCAAAAAAGAGCCAGAUGGUACCAAAAGAAAGUCAGCAUAG